AUCAAAUGUCAAAUCCGGGGCUUUUGUGUUGUAUUUGCGAAUUUUUCCAUAGUAUGUGCAAUUUGAGUUACAAAUUUAGAGUUAUUUGGUUUUAGUUUCGGUGAAAAGUAUAGUGCGUCGUUUUUUCAACUCUAAUAUUUGAAGGUGAUAUUGGGAAACACAUGUAUUUUGCAAAAAAAUAAUUCGGAUCACCAAUAUUACUGCGGGAAGCCUCAGUCAGCUUUGCGGUCUGGCCUGGCGCAGAAGUGCCUUAUUAAAGUUUAAUCAUAAUAACUUUGAUUACUCGAGCAUUUAUUUCGUGUGUUUUUUGUGUAAACGCUAAGUUGGGUUGUGGAGGAUGUAGUCGGCGUUUGGAAAAAGAAAACAAAAAUGUGGAGUGAUAGAUACCAAGACUCGGAGUGUACAUUUACAUUAAGAUGUUUAAAAAUUAUAAAUACAAUUACGAUUAAACAAUCCCUCAAUAUGUCCGUAGUUAAAAAGAAACCCGUAAACAUAAUUUCAAAUCAAAUUUGAGCAAUACAUUUUGUGCGAUUGUAAGAAACCGUUAAAAUAAUUACAAAUUUAAUUGGAUGGUUAUACCUAAAUAAGAUUUGCAAGUGAUAUGAAAAUAAAUUGCGGUCGAAAUUCCGUUUCAUUCACCAAAAAGCAAAUUAAUAUUUGGAUAUACAUACAUACAUACACUACAUUGCAUCAGAUAAAUAAGUGGAAAGUGUAAUAUCUGCAAAGUUUGUCGUAUUACAUUAUGGCCUUGUUGAAUAAACUAUUUUUCCCAACGGCUAGUACAUCGUCCCUGUCUUCGGUAGCAUCAUUGCCAACAACUACAACAACAUCUGCUCCAGCAUCAACGGGAGUGCGAGAAGUAAUUUCGGGACAAGGAAUUUCCGCAGUAAAAACUCUAGAUCAAGUACUCUCACGAACACCCGAUGCAAUUAGUAGUGGAGUGGCAGCAAUAACCGGCCGUCUCCCGAAAAAUAACCAACCGGUGCAAUCAAAAAAUUAUUUAAGUCAAUUUCCCUUUGAUGGCCGACAAGUACGAGUUCUGCUCUAUCGCGAAUGUGACAAGACUGGCCGCAAACUACUAUUUGACUCCAAUGCGCUGCAAAAAGUACCGCUGAAGGAAACACAUGGGAAUGUUGGCAAAACCGGAGGUGAUCGUUUUACUCGUCUCACUGAGUACACAUCGAACAAUCGCAACCGGAAUGGAAACAAGAGUAGCGGUAAAUCUCAAGCUUAUAAAUCACAUUCCAGUAACAGUUUCAUCGAAGUUUGUGAAGAGUAUGGGUAUAAGCAUAUCCAACCAAACUCUGCAGAAUUCACGAGCAUCGGUGAAAUGGUAUUCGGAGCCUCAGCCAUGUCUUUUCGCGGCACCGCAUUCAAAGUGCAUUGGUUGCAACAGCCGCCGCGUAUAUUAUGCUCACAGGUUUUUCUUACGCCAGUACAUUCGGGCAAUGGAAAUUCUCCAUACUCUACCAUUUCCACAAAUAGUCUAGCCACCCCACGUACAUCCAUCUCCAGCGAACAUGGUUCGAUCGAUAGCUUCUCUUUGAAUUCUUUCUCGAUGGUCGGCUAUCCGAUGGGUACUGGGCGACAGUUGAGUCUAACUCCUAGCGAUCGCAGUAGCUUUAUGACCACACCACUCGAUGUUCCCGAUCAACAGUCGUUAUCGACCGAGGGUAGUCGAGCUGACAGUGCGCCACGCUUUUCAUCUACAUAUAGCAAUGCCAACGAUUCGGGCUAUGACGGCAUGAGUCGCAGUCAAGUGUCCAGUGACCAAUGGUCGGCGUCAUAUCAAUACUCUACGCGGAGUAGUUUCGGCUCUGUGAUGUCCGAGCAAAUGGAUGCGUUGCAGAAGUUCAGCAUUGAAUCUGCCUAUUUUGCACAUGCGACCUCUUUCGACGAUAGCACAAGUGAUGGUAGCAUACAACGGCGUAUCUCCCGCAAUCUGCGCACUUCGUUCGAGAAUGAACAUGCAAUCAACGAUCUCAUUGGGUUCAUAAGUGAUAAUUACUCUGCUCCGGGUACGAGCAAUUGUGGUGGGAGCGAGGGUGGGAACAUGGGCAUACCGAAUUACAGACGUGCUAGCUAUAGCGCGAAUGAAUCGCGUAGCAAUCCAGAAAUCGGGCGACGACGGGACACGGCUCGAAUUGCGGCGAGUAAAUCAUUUCACCGGCGCGCUAAGCUGGGUUUGGCAGUGUGCAUCACAAUGAGCGAAUCUUUCGAAGAGGAGAUGGAGUUAUUUUGCAGUGAGCAUAUAGCGUUGUUGGAAUCUAUGCUGGGACGUUUGCGGGCUUGCACGGAACGAGCGUACAUAAAUCAUAAAGAAUUCUAUCAGGUGAUGUUCCAAGCAUGGCUAGAGACGCAACAAUGGUUCAGCGACCUCUUCACUGCUCCGCGCAUCAAGUGUCCAAUCUGGCUUAGUAUUACUACCAGCGGCAACAAGUACUCAAAAAGCGUUGCAGAGAAAUUCAUGAAAGAGCUUUGCUGGUUGCUUUCAUUGGCCGAUACUAAAGACACCAAUUUCUUUGUCAGUACAAUGCUGACGGCCAUUCUAACCCAUCAUCUGGGGUGGGUCUCUACCGUUGCCGCAUUUAAUUCAACAACUUCUCUUGCUAAGUCAUCUACUGCAGCGAUCGAGCAGCGAGCUAAACUCCUACAGGUAUCGCAGAAGCAUCCAUACAAUGCGCUGUGGGCUCAAAUGGGAGACCUCUAUGGCGCGAUUGGGCUGCCGCCGCGACUGGCACGCACGGUUAUUUAUGGCACAGAAAAAUUAGCUGUAGAAAGGCUACUUAACAUACUGACAUACUUCAUACGGUGCGGUGAAGUGCGGCGGUCGGCGAAGCGGGAAGACUUCAGCAAGGACACAAUAAAUUCAUUAGUUCAACAGCGAAAAAAUGAAGUGUUGAAGAAGUCUAGCAGCGCCGCAUAUCAACGUGGUGUUGGCUUAGGUAGUCAGAAAAAGACUGCUAUUGCCACCGGCCUGGCUAUCGAUAGUAGCAGUGGUGGCGGGUUGAAACGCACCCAGACUUGUAAAAUAAAUUUGAACACCAUAGCAGACAGUGGAGAGCUAUCGGAUGUUCUUGUAGAUGAAGAAGAUAAAAAUAGCGAUGAAGAAGAAAUAGAUAGCGCUAAAAUUGUUCGUACAUUAAAAAAAAAUGAAAUUCCAAAUGUACUGGCUUUCAGAGAUUCUCGUUUCGUGCAACAAGAGUUGCGUAUCGGUAACUACCUCAUGGACACAGGCAUUGAAAAGAAAUCAUUGCUGCAAUUCGCGAAAUCUCAUAACAUUCAUAGCAAAUCUUCAGAAGAGAAAGAGGGACGAAUUCGAUUACUGAUAACCACACCAGACAAUGAAGAGAUGCCAAUAGAAGACGAAAGCUCACAGGGUGGUACAAGUACAAGUGAAGAAGGUGCCGUAGAAGCGAUAGAAAUCGAUUCUAGCUUUGACGGUAAUGUUACAUAUGCGGAAGCGGGUGUAGUGGAUACAGGAAAGCGACACUUCUUUUGGCAGGUGGUAAAAGAAGGUAUUGGUAUUAGCCAACUGCAACGCGGAGAGAAGAUGAGCGAUGUAGCUGACGUGGGUGAGUACGAUCAACUUUGUCAGCAAUUAGAAUUUGAGGGACCCAAGGCGAAUCUAUCACUGUCGGAUCUAAUUACACAGAACAGCAUUGGAAAGAGUGAUCGUAUGACAUGGGGCAUUGAACCACGACGUGAAAACGUUUGUCUUGAGGAACAUAUACAUUUUGACAAUUGCCAGAAGAAACGUGAUCAUGGCAUCGCAAAUGCUAGCGAAGGAGUAGUAUUUAUGUUAGGUGAAAAUGAGCCACUCGUUAAUCUUAAAAAGAGCAGUGAAGAUCUUACUAUUGCUGCGGAUAAGGAGGCGGUCCAAUCAGCUGAAGUUGGUGGUCAUGAUGACAACAAUACUCAACAAUUGUGCUCUCUGCAUCAACGUACUUAUGGAUCAAUAUCGAAGCGGCAUUCCGGUGUAAAAUUUAACUUUGAACAGUUCCCGCAGAUCGCAACUAACUACAUGAAAAGCAAAAACCUUGUGUUAUCAAACUAUGAUCUGCUAAUGGACAAGAGUGCGAAAUUAGAAUCUCAGGGCGGUGCUCUAACCUUAGACAGUCUAACUUCGGAGUCUUCUGCGUCUGCAUCCGCUUCUACGGCAACAGUCAGCAGUACAACAGUUAACUCUACAGAGUGCAUGGUAUGUAACAGUAUACUUAACUCAUAUCAGACGCCUUCCAAUGCCACUGAAUUGGAGUUCGAAACAGAUGAGAUACGCUCCCCGCAUUGCGCUCAAGGUGUCAAUAAGAUAAUAAAAGGGACAGCUGCGCCCGUGGCAUCAGCUAGUUCACGUACCCUUCAGUCUAUCAGUUCAGCUGCUUCGAUUGACACAUUGAAAUCUUCAUCUGCAAUUAAUUUUACUGAAGUGGAUGCUUCCGAUCAGAUAGCUGCAGUUGCACCUUCCCCCUCGCCUCGACAGAAAGCAUAUAAUACAAAUACACGCAAAGUGUCCUCGCAUCGUGGUUCUAUCUCGUCAGUUGCAGCAAAGUGCGCUGCUGUCAAUAGCGCUAUACAUUUGAUGAAACUGCCAGUGCCGGCAAUUAGGGAAAUACCACAAGAGGACGAACCAAGUGCUGUCGGUGGUAUGAAAUUGCGUGCCGGUUUCGUACCAUCGCUUUUUCUUAGCGUUAGCGAUCACUACGUAUCUGAUAUGGUAUUACAGGGUACUUGUGCACCACCGGACAAAUGGCAAUUAUCGCUGCGCGAGGAUCUGGUCUUGUCCGCACGUGCUGCAUCUCUAAUCUCAUUACCCGCUGAGAACGUGGCAAUUGUGGCGAACAUGGAAAAGUGGGAUGUGCGUCUAAUCUCAUCACAAAUGCAACAUUUUCCAUACGCAGGCGAACAAAGUACGCCGGUGGGCAUGUCUCAAUUGGUGUCCACUAUGCUCGAAACUGUGCAUGCUAUGAACAGCGCUGGUAUUUCGGCCUAUGAGUGUUUAUCCUUUCUUGAAUCGAAAAUGCAAGAAAUAUACCUGCAAUCGGAAUCGUUGGCGGCUUUUCUGCUCGAAACAGAGUUUUGCCAGUUGAGCACUGUAACAACUGCAUUAAAUCUUAGUGAAAAUGAUGUACCGUUGCUGUUAUCAAUUGCCUCCAUACAUACACCUCAAAUAGCUAAAAAAUGUGGAAUUAGCUUUAGAUGACAGACUCUUAUUUAACUAUAUUUAUUCGUUUGGUUCGGUACAUUAGCAAAGUACAUCGCUUUAUCACAAUUAAAUACUCAAGCGAAUCUUCAUAUAUUUCACAUAUUCAUAUUUCUUAAAAAUAUUUUAUAAAAAACAGGUUAGAUCACUGCUUUGAUCUUGUGAUAUGUUUAACAGCUAUAGAUUAGCAAAAUAUGUAAUACUUACUGUAAGGCGAUUAUUUACAAAAACUUUACAUUCACAUUUCCGGUAGCUUAUAAAUAAUAACAAAGUUUAUUACCAAAAGCAAUAUAUGUAUGUAUAUCGCACCUUUAUAAUUAGUCGAAAUUAUUGCAAAGCAAAGCAAUCGUGUAUUAUGGUAUCCAUUUCUGCUUAAGAAAUUUAUAAAUUCUAAGUAAACUAACUCAAGUCAGAUAAUUGUAAAAAAUAUUCUAAUUAACAUAGCAUAUAUGUAGAUAAAACGAAAUAGAUCGGAAGAAAAUGGUUUCUAAAAAAUAAUAACUCAACUUAUCUAUCGUACGUGAAUAAAGAGCAGGUACUCUGCUUUUAUUUUAAACUCAUGAGGAAAUAUCGAAAAGUUUAAAUUCGAGUGAGUUUGUUUAAUUAUAAAAGGUGCGACACUUGUAUGUUUACAUAACCAUGUGUAUGUAUGUAUAAGUAUUUAGUUUGCUCCUGUCGAUAUUAGUAAAAGUAUUUCAUAAAUCUUUAGAUUUGUAUAAAAAAUAAAUUAUUAUUGCAAUAGGCGUAUUUUGUGCCUAUUGUAUCAAAUUCAAUAGUUUCUACAUAUACAUUAGAACGUGGGUGUAUAAUAGAUCGAUAUAAUUAUAAGAAAAGUGUGAAAUUGUUCAUAGUGUAAGUUAAGAUUUAUAUUAUUCAUUAUCUCUUCAAGCAUUAAGAGUGCGAACAUGAAUUUAGUGCGAAGACACAUGUACAUAUACAUUCAUAUGUAUGUAUGUCGCUGUAAAAUGUAUAUAUGUAAAUACAUAUAUUUAUGGUAUACAAAAAAUAAUAAGUACAUAUUUUUGAUAAAAGAAAAAUGAUUUUUACUUCAAAUAUCGAGAAUGAAUCCAAUUUAACUGCUUAUAAGCAAAUCCUAGCGGUGCGGACGUUACGUUCGGAUGUUUCUUUUUGUCGGCAGAAAAUUAUAACUUAAUCAAGUAAAGAAGUAUAAGUUCGAGCGAAGCCUUGCUUUUUAUUCCCGGCGCACAGUGGUCUGAAAUCCAAAUCUAGGUGGACAAAACUAUUUACUCAAAGACGCGUUGACACAAUUUGACACUAGUGUGUUUCUAUAUGUGUUUGAGGACGCUGAGUACGAAUCUGAAGUUAGAUUUGAAAAACUCAAAAUGGCGGAUCAAAUAUCGCGAAAACGAAGAUUAAGAAAUCAGUAAACUGUCUUAAAACAGGGUUUUUUGGGGUUUUUGUGAUCGCUGAUUACGAGUUUGGAGAUGGUUGUUAAAGUAGAAAACAUUUUUAUUGUGAAUCAAAUAUUAUUUUUAUAAUAUUUCACAUGGUUCGGAUAGUCGAAUUGGUAAGAAAUUGUAUAAGUUGUGAACAUUGGGCAGAAUGAUUGAAAGUGUUAAUAAAUUUCGUCGUUGUCUUCUGUGCAAGCUUCACAAGUAAAAGUAGUACAUCUUUCGGCAGUUGUCUUUAAUUGACCACAAAUGUACUUAAUUUUUUAUAUUUAGCCAUUCUAUUUUUUUAG
Molecule: messenger RNA, 6902 nt
Organism: Rhagoletis zephyria (snowberry fruit fly)
Lineage: Eukaryota; Metazoa; Arthropoda; Insecta; Diptera; Tephritidae
Cellular component (GO): cytoplasm
Molecular function (GO): protein-folding chaperone binding; ATPase inhibitor activity
Source: RefSeq, a predicted model, not a curated record